AAGUUAUACGUGAUAAGCGGAAGUGACUGCUCUGUAUAUCGUGGGCUGUGUUUAUAGUAGUAAUGGCAUCACCUCAUUUGCAAAGAACUCGUAAUCGACAUUCUUUGAGAUGUGUUAAUGAGAUGAUUUGUUAACUAUUUUUAUAUGAAUGGCAUAGUUUGGACAAGACGAACUUUUCUUGGUAUUGUCCAUAGUUCAUCAUUAAUUUCAAAAUGGCUGCUGUCGAGGGCCGAAAUACCAUCGCAGGCUCCAAUGUUAUGGCAAGUCUUGACGGACGCUCUCAAGAGGAACUUGAGGAGGAGCACGAAGGGCAUGGUCAAGAUGGGGAAACAUCCAAACCUUUGAGCGGUGGAUCUGCAGGUGGGCCUAUGGUGUCUCUCCGUGAGCGAGACCGUAAAAUUGGCCAUCGGCGUGUGGAUGAUGCAGGUGUAGUCACAUACAAAAAGAAACCUACUUCGGAGUUGAUGCAAGCAAUCCAGCUUGGCAUCGGACAGAGUAUAGGAGGUCUUUCAUCAAAGCCAGAAAGAGAUGUUCUAAUGCAGGAUUUUGCAGUUGUUGAAGUUGUAUUUUUCCCAAGCGAGGGGAGCAACUUGACACCUGCACACCAUUGUAGUGAUUUUCGCUUCAAGACAUACGCUCCAAUUGCAUUUCGUUAUUUCCGAGAUUUAUUUGGAAUUCAGCCGGAAGAUUUCAUGCUUUCAUUGUGUGAUGAACCACUGUCUGAGCUGUCAAAUCCUGGAGCAAGUGGAUCUAUCUUCUACACAACUCAUGAUGAUGAGUUCAUCAUUAAAACUGUUCAGCACAAAGAAGCAGAUUUUUUGCAGAAACUUCUUCCAGGAUACUUUCUGAACAUCAGCCAGAACAAAAGAACACUUCUACCAAAAUUUUAUGGCCUCUACUGCUACCAGUGUGGUGGAAAAAAUAUACGAUUUGUUGUGAUGAACAAUCUGCUGCCCUCAACAGUAAAGCUACAUGAAAAGUAUGAUCUAAAGGGCUCAACAUAUAAGAGAAAGGCUUCUAAACAUGAAAGAGCUAAGUCUGUUCCCACACGGAAGGACCUAGACUUUUUGGAACUUCAUUCUGAGGGACUUAUGCUUGAGCGUGAUACAUAUGAAGCUCUUAUCAAGACACUUCAACGUGACUGCAGGGUGUUGGAGAGUUUCAAAAUCAUGGACUUCAGCCUUCUUGUUGGGGUCUACAAUCUUGAUCAAGCAGCCAAGGAAAAGAGCAAAUCACAAGCUCAGUCUGCAAGCAGUGAAACAAGUACAGGUGGUCCAGAUCCAACAUUCAAUUCAAGUGAUGCAAAGCCCGUUAGAGGAAUGUCGUUAUCAAGAGGAAAGUCUUUUAAAACAAGAAUUGGACAGUAUUCAACACCUAUGGAAUCCAUACAAGCCAAUUCAGACAUAGCAGACAAACUGGAUGACGAAGAUGUUCCACCAGGUGGAAUCCCAGCUAAAAAUAUCAGAGGAGAGAGGCUACUACUGUAUCUUGGUAUCAUUGAUAUAUUGCAGUCUUAUCGUCUGAAGAAGAGACUAGAACACACCAUGAAGGCAAUGGUGAUAGAUGGGGAUACAAUUUCAGUUCAUCGACCAAGUUUCUAUGCUCAGCGCUUCAUGAGUUUCAUGGCAACACAGGUCUUCAAAAAAGUUCCCACAGCCUUGAAGCAUUCUCCUUCAAAGAAAAAGGGAGCAUCUGCACGAACAAGAACACAGACCUUGACAGAUGAUGGUGGUAUGCAGCUAACAAAGAUUCCUGAUAAGGAAAAGACUUUACGCACAAUAAGUUUUUCGGAUGAGCAAGCAGCAACUGGUGCUGUUGGUGGAAAGCCUGACCUUUUACCAGAUACUCAAGCUACCAGACUUACAGCUGCCUCACCAGUUUCGGGCCGUUUGUCAGCCGAUCGACUUUAUCAGUCCCAGUCUUCAAUCAAUGGAAACAUGGACAGUCGGAGGCAGCAGUCAUAUCCACAGUUGUCUUAUUUUCAACAAAGUACAUAUAAUAAGAUGAGAUCUGAGAUGAUGUCUUCAUCUAAAUACCCGUCUGAGGAGAUGGUAGGCCCAAGCCUGCGGUACACAGGUAGCAGUCAUCGUAGCUCACCACCACUGAGUCUGUCAGAAUCAACACCAACUCACACAGAUCAUACGGAGGGCACUCCCAGCUUCACAGCAUCAAGUCCCAGUUGUUCAAGUGAUGUGCUUGAUGUUAAUCCCAGUUCCGAUUGUGGUCUUUCACCAUCAUUAAGCCCUCAUCGAAUGUCCCCUAGUCGAUAUCAUGUGAUGGAUACUGCGUCACUGAGCGAUGGGAACUUGGACAUGACCUCAAACAUACACACAGAAAAUUUGGAACAAGGUUCAGAAAAAGAAGAAGUGACUCAUUUAUAGCUUGGCUGCCAAUAACCAAGAGAAUCUGCACUGCACCAUGUUUCCAGAAGUCUGCAGCCUGUCUCCCAGCUCUGUGAUAAUGUUAUUCUAAUUUGUGCAGCAGCUGCAACGUAUUCAAUGUCAGUCGCCCCUCUCUAGGUUCAGUGAUGUGGGCAUGAUAAUUGUAAGGACAACUUAGCUGUUGACAGUCAUAUCUGAAGCAUAAUGCUUCACACUAGCUUUAGAGUUUUCAUCAGCAUCUCUAGCAGGAUUUGUAUCACCGAGCCCUUUGAGUUUUCAAGGACAAGAAAAACAGGAGAAAUCCAUACUGUUUGUUCCCCCCAUAGCAUUUUAUUAUUUAGUUUAUCAACAUUUGCAUAGUUCCUUAGAAUUCAUAACUAAUAAUUUAGCAGUUCUUGUGAAAAAAUUUUAAAUAUGAAUCCUAAGAAUGCCUUUUAAUGGCUUGUCUUAGCACUACAUUCCUGAAAGUGAAACAGGAAGUUAUGUUGAUGAUAAUUCCACUGUAUGCUAGCUUGGUCUUCACACCUGUUUGGUGCCAAAGGUUAAGAACUUUCUUUUUUUGUCUAGUAGUGAAAAGGAAUUGUGUUGGCACUGACAGUGCAUGGAUAAACAGUGAUUGCUUUAUAGAAUGUAAGCUGUCGUUGUCACAUGGAUAUCAUAGUGAUUUGUCUGCACACAGCUUACAGUAUAUUGUAAUCAAAGUCUUACGGCCACAGAACAAUAAAGAAAUGUGUUCCAUUUAAAGUAUUAAAUUGCAAAACAGUUUUUUUGCCAAAUUUUAAAUUAAAUUGUUUUUAAACAGUAUAAUAAUUACUGCCACAUUUCAAAUAAUGAUGACUCUGCCAAGUUGGAGUUUUACACAUUCAUGGAUUUUGAUGAACUCUUUUCUGUCUCAACACCUGAACAGUGCGAGUUAAUGCUUCCUUACCAUAACAUCUUGCUGAUCUUUAUUUGUGGCCUGUGCUGAAGUAUAUUUUAGAGAGGGGUGCUAAAGUGUCACAAGAUACAAAAAAUGAAUUAAUAUGAUUUUUUUUCUUUAAAGAUUAACAGCUGUUGGGUGCCAGAAAAAGCGAUAAAAUGAAAGUAUAAAGGCAACAAACCAGGUGUAAGUUGUUAUCAGACAGGAAUCUCUACAACUUCUUGUUUUAAAGCUGUUUUUUACACAAUUUCAAGAGUGUGUGUAUAUAUCUAUAAACAUAACCAGUUAACAGCAAGAGCAGGGGAGAAGGUGAGACCAAGCUAUAAUUAAUAAUAGGUCAUACAUAUUAAUUCAUGUACUGUAAAACCUGCAAUGUGGGGACACUCUUUGCUCAGUGAAAAACUGUCCCUACAUGACAGAUUCUCUCUCAGAGGUUUCCACAUUUUCAAAGCCAGAAAUAGCAUAGGCUUUCUCAAAAUAAGAUGGUAUAAAAGCAGCUUUAUUACAGUGCAAAAUAUGCCCCAGCACAUCUUUACAAAAAUAUAACAAAUGCUAAAAUUAAAAAUAUGUUCAAAGGGAAUUUUUUAUUUAUUACUGUUACUAUUUUACUUCUGUCAACUGUCUUGCUAGCUGCCUGCAACCACUGCCAACCAGGGAAAACUCAAAACAAAUCUGCCUCUGAAGUUUAUCUGAUAGUUAAUACUGAUAGAACUCAACUUCCAAUUUGCUCUCUUUGUUCUGAACAGUUCUAGCUCACUUCUCAACUAACCUCUCUCUUCCAACAAACCCAUCUCUCCCAGUGAGCAUCUCCCUUUUGUAUCACACUUCUUGUUUGCAUCAUUCACAGCCAUUCAGACAAUGAAGUGGAUGCCAUUCACAUUCAUUCAGUUGAAUAGAGCUGGUAUCAAAGCUGGCCUCAACCACAGAAUGCUUAAUGCAACAAAGUAUGUUAAUCUGUAGCUUUAAUACAUUGCUUCAUCUGGACUUUGCCUGAUCUAAGUGCUUAAUAACUCUGACACAAUUCUGAGAUAUAAAGUUUUCUCAUUUGAAUAAAAGAGUCUCAAUACUUUGCUUUUUUAAAAUAAAAUGACCACGCUUUCUACUUUCUUAACAGGAAGUCACUGCAAACAGACACAACAAACUGUUCAAGAACUGACAAAUACAUGUACCUCCAGUCUACACCCACCAACAUAAACCAGUGGCAUUGCACUAUUUGAAAAUGGACAACAUUGCUGUGAAACUAAGCAAAAAGUGCUACUCAUGGCAUAAAAUGAGGAAUUUUGUCCCUGGAAUCUCUAUCCAAAUCAGAGUUCAUCAGAUGUCUGUUGAUCAAAAGUUGUUUUGAGUUGAAAACGGAUUCAUAAGUACAAAAAGUGUCCCAACGUGAGGUGUCUGCUGGUCAGAGGGGCUGCACAUGGCAGGUUUUACUGUAAAUUUCUUACAAGCUACAGCUUAUAGACCUGAUGCUGAUACACAUUUUAAUUUUGCAUACUCUGUCACCAGAUUAUACCAUUUAUUACUAGAAAUUUACUGAUAGUAAUGUACAUUGUAUUGCAGUCAUAAUUGUUAGUAAAUUUUCCAUGCUACACAGUUGGCAGAAACAUCAGUUUCAUUCUUUCUCUUAUGAUUAUACAACAUCAUUUUGACUACAGACUGGCAGGAAAGUAGAGCCAUCAAGUCAAUCAUAUUGAUUGAUUUUUCUGGUUUCAAUCAUGUCAGAAAAAUAGCAGAGAGUGAACAGACUUUCCUGAGUGGUCUAUAGACACCCUAGUGCUCUGGAAUAUUGUCAUACAUGAUAAAUAUAGUGAAUAUCACUCCACUUCCAUAAUUUUUUUAAUUCUCAAAGUAAAUUGUGCCAUAAAUUUUGUCAUGAUUCAACUGAAUGACAUUUUAAUGUCAACCUUUCAAGAAAAGGAUAUAUAUAUAUGCUCAUCAGAAGCACAUGAGCAUGAUGUCAGCAUUCCUUUAGAUAGCAGCAUGUAAACAGCCAUGCAUAUGUAUGUUGUACAGUAAGAUAUAUUUAAAGUGCUAAUUUAUGAUUAUUAGUUGCCAUGAGUGGAGAAAGCAUCAUAUGUGUCAGAAAAUGUUGAUGUCUCCUGUUUAUACUAAGGGGAGACAGUGGUGAUAAGUGGCGUUUGGCUAUGAAGCAGAAGGCAGCCAUUUCAAGACUUGCCUUGGUCUAACUAGACAAUUUCCCAAUCCCAUUCGCCAUGGUACCACGACUUAUUACAGAAAGUAAAAGGUUGCAAACCAUUAACAGUGGACCUACCACAUGCAAAUGAAACUAAUCUUUUUCCAUCAAGUCCUAACAUAUCAAACAUCUGGUGUUGGUGACUACAGCAGGAGAUGUGAUCAACUGCUUACAGAUGUGUGCAUGUUACCACUGUUGUCCAUGUAGAUGGCUGAACAUACUGGAUCAUAAACAGGCAUUGCUUGAUAUCAUGCAUGCUGGGCUUUUAAAUCCUCACCAUUCACACUCAUCCUUUUUUUCGCAGGCACAAGAGUGAUAUGUAUAACUAGUUUUUAUUUGUAUUAAUUAUUAGACUAUUUUUCUAUAUCAGGUUUGUAAUUUUAAUCACUGCAUCAACAUAUUGAAAUAAUUCCGAUUACUCAUUUCACUGCAUGUAUAUCCCCCCAACCACCACCACAACCUGACACACACACAAACAAAUGCACUUGCAGACAUACAGAUAUGUGCCAGGCAUUGUUUUAUGUCAGCUGAAUAGGUCACUUUAGUCAGUCUGUGAAUUCACACACUGCUAGCUAGAGUCAUGUGUAGUUAAUAUACUUGU
This is a messenger RNA of Pomacea canaliculata, 6092 nucleotides long. RefSeq names its product phosphatidylinositol 4-phosphate 5-kinase type-1 alpha-like. The transcript has 19 exons. Gene Ontology annotation, molecular function: phosphatidylinositol kinase activity. Gene Ontology annotation, biological process: phosphatidylinositol metabolic process. Lineage: Eukaryota; Metazoa; Mollusca; Gastropoda; Architaenioglossa; Ampullariidae. The record is from RefSeq and is a predicted model, not a curated record. The coding region runs from base 213 to 2381 and encodes 722 amino acids.